This is a messenger RNA of Talaromyces proteolyticus, 985 nucleotides long. RefSeq names its product putative 60S ribosomal protein L22. Gene Ontology annotation, biological process: cytoplasmic translation. The transcript has 4 exons. Bases 398 to 769 code for a protein of 123 amino acids. NCBI's taxonomy places the organism in Eukaryota, Fungi, Ascomycota, Eurotiomycetes, Eurotiales, Trichocomaceae. Gene Ontology annotation, cellular component: ribosome. The record is from RefSeq and is a predicted model, not a curated record. Gene Ontology annotation, molecular function: structural constituent of ribosome; RNA binding.
GGCAAAGAGAGCUGGAGAAGAAAAGAAGAAAAAAUCAAAGAGUGACAACGGAGAGCACGUAUUUAUAGACAGAAGGGCCUGGCCCGUGCGCUGGCGUGAUCUAGUGCCGCCCGCUAAGCGAGCCAAUCAUGAGUGGCUGAUGCAAACCAGCCAAACCAUUCAAACUAGCCAAACGGCCAAAGCCACACCACAGAUGGCCCAGCCCUAGCCCUGAAUCUGUGCCCGAUCGGGAACUCCGCGACCACACUGUGCGAAUCCACUUUUCUUGUCGAUAGUAAGUAGUAACUAGCAGCUAGGAAUUUCCUAUCUACCACCACAUUCACGAAACAGCUAGGCGCAGGAUAUUUACCUCUUUGCGUCCUUACACCCCUCCCUUACAACCAAGCACCCAGUCACAAUGGCUCCCACUGCUCGCUCCAAGAAGCCUCAAAAGGUCACGAACAAGUUCGUGAUCAACGCUUCUCAGCCUGCUAGCGACAAGAUCUUCGACGUCUCUGCCUUCGAGAAGUUCCUCCACGAACGUAUCAAGGUUGAGGGCCGUGUCGGCAACCUCGGCGACAACGUCCAGAUCUCCCAGUCCGGCGAUGGCAAGAUCGAGGUCGUCACCCACAUUCCUUUCUCCGGUCGCUAUCUUAAGUACCUGACCAAGAAGUUCCUCAAGAAGCAGCAGCUCCGUGACUGGCUGCGUGUCGUCUCCACCUCCAAGGGUGUCUACGAACUCCGCUUCUACAACGUCGUCAACGACGAGGCUGAGGAGGAUGAGGACUAAGCGUAUAUUCCCGCUUCAAGUUGACUUGGUGGAAACCAACUGUCCUUGCCGACAAGCUGUCAUAUGUUAGGCUACUUUACCUGACUCCGAUGUUUGGAUGGUUUCGUGUGAUGUACGGCUAUAAUACCCUUCAUAGAUAUUUCACGUGUCUAUGACUCUACGCAUAACGUUAUGAAUGGUAGAGAAUCAGUGGACCCUAAAAAUGAAAACUUGACU